AUGUUCCCACAACAGGAACACGAUACUGAUUCCGACGUAGCUCGCCCAGCUCUUGAGGAGAUCAAAUUGGAACCACAGCAAACCAGAGCAGACGGCGUGUUGAGCUCUGAUGAGAUCAGUGAUGAGGACUUUACAUCAGACGUUUCCCCGCCACCAGAUGGAGGCUGGCAGGCUUGGCUAUGCACUAAUUCCGCUUACGUAGCUUUAUGCGGCCAUUUUCUCUUCAUGAAUACGUGGGGUUUCAUCAACAGCUUCGGUAUCUUCCAGACAUAUUACACCACGUUUCUCAAACGUGACCCGUCUGACAUAUCCUGGAUCGGUUCUAUCCAAGUAUUCCUCAGUUUCUUUAUUGGUGCUUUCGUUGGGAGGUACAUUGACUCAGGACAUUUACGUUUAGUGCUGUCCUGUGGUACAGUUCUAGUACUUAUCGGUAUCUUUACCGCUUCCCUCUCUACGCAGUACUGGCAGUUGCUCCUUUCGCAGGGAAUUUGCUGUGGACUAGGCAAUGGCUUUCUCGUCACCCCUGCAGUGUCUGUCACAUCGACUUACUUCGAUAAACGGCGCUCUCUGGCUAUAGGUAUUUCAACAUGUGGUUCUGUCACUGGGGCACUUGUCUUUAAUGCCAUGGCUAGACAGCUAUUACCUACAGUUGGUUUUGGCUGGACUAUGCGCGCUAUCGGCUUUGUGCAGGCUGCUACACUCUUGUUUGUCGUUGUAUGCAUGAAGAUGCGAUUGCCUCCCACCAAGUCAGGCAGAUUGGUUGAGUGGGUUGCUUUCAAGCAACUUGAUUACACCUUCUUCACCAUUGGGAUGUUCUUUAAUUUCUGGGCGGUCUUUUUUGGAUAUUACUACAUUGCUUCAUACAGUCGCGACAUCAUCAACCCAACUCUUACCUACACAGAGUCGUUGAAUCUCCUUCUUAUUCUCAACGGAGUCGGCGUAUUCGGUCGCAUGAUAGCAAAUCACUACGCUGAUACCUUUGGUCCUUUGGAACUGUUGAUACCAUCAUGUCUAGUGGCUGCCGUUGCCAUGUUCUCAUGGAUUGCUGUUCAUACCCCAACACACGCAUAUAUAUGGACAGUCUUCUACGGCAUUAUUGGCGGUAGCAUCUUGAGUCUAUUUCCGGCUGGGAUCUCGUGUUUGACUACGGAUCUAUCCACCAGGGGCGCGUACAUCGGGAUGAAUUUUUCCAUCAUCAGUUUCGCCACAUUGUCUGGUAACCCGAUUGCUGGUGCAAUUAUUACGUCCAUGGGAGGGAGGUAUCUUGGGGCGCAAGUGUUUAUGGGUAGCAGUUUUAUUGUUGGUACCGCAUUUAUUGUGGCAGCCAAGAUUUAUCAUAUUAAUUAG
Molecule: messenger RNA, 1347 nt
Organism: Fusarium venenatum
Lineage: Eukaryota; Fungi; Ascomycota; Sordariomycetes; Hypocreales; Nectriaceae
Source: RefSeq, a predicted model, not a curated record